AUGAGUAAAAGCCAGAAUGAACCUCCUCACGAACUGGAAAGCCAAUUUAUAUUGCGUCUGCCCCCGGAAUAUGCAGCUACUGUCAGGAAGAUGGUACGCUCUGGAAAUAUCAACAACAUGAAGGAUAAACUGAAAAUUGAUUUACAUCCGGAUCAACGUCACGCAGUUGUUGAAGUAGACAAUGUCUCACUAUCUGCUAAACUGGUUGAUUUGCCUUGUGUUAUUGGAAGCCUGAAGACUCUUGAUAAAAAAACCUUUUACAAAACGGCAGAUAUUUCUCAGAUGCUCAUGUGCAGUGUUGAGGCUAAUGCCCAUUCUUCUCCUGAAGAACCAGUUGCUCCUACUGAUUUUAAAGAAAUCAAGAAAAAUGAAAGGGAGAAACAGAAAAAACAAACCUGGAAACAUGGCAUUACUCCACCACUUAAGAAUGUCAAAAAGAAAAGGUUCAGAAAGACAACCAAAAAGAAAUACAUUGACUCUCCAGAUGUGGAAAAGGAAGUGAAGAGACUGCUGUGUUCAGAUGCUGAAGCUGUUAGUGCUCGAUGGGAAGUCGUUGAUGAAGAUGAUGCCAAAGAAAGCCAAGGCUACAUUUCAGACUUUGAGUUUUCCCCAGAAAUGAUUGCCCACAAGCAGAAUCAUUUUUCAUCAGGUAAAAAAGGAGAGAAGACUACAAUAAGGAUAAAGAUGAAGAGGAAGGAGAAUGAGGAGGAAGAUGAGAACAAGGAGGAAGAAGAUGAUGAGAAGGAUGUGCAAGAGGAGGAAGAAAGGGAAGGAGAGGAGGAAGAUGAAGAAGACUUUGAAGAGGAUCUGGAAUGGUAGCUACAAGCCAGGUUCACUGAAUUAGGCCAGUAUGAGGCAGAGGAAGGAAUCAGUUCACAAGCCAUGGAAAUUCAGAAGCAGAUUUAUUAUGUGGAGAAGAAGCUUGGAAAGAUUCAGGGAAAAGCAAAAAGACAAGAGGAUCUUAUCCAGAGAGUGGAGAACUUGACUCUCAAGAACAGUUUGCAGUGUGUCCUAGAGAAUCUUAAAAUAGAAGAAAGUCAAAGAUAUGAGCAGCUCAUUUUUCUUCAGGAACAACUGAAAUUUGUGUUCGACAAAUGA
This is a messenger RNA of Elephantulus edwardii (Cape elephant shrew), 1098 nucleotides long. RefSeq names its product TAF7-like RNA polymerase II, TATA box binding protein (TBP)-associated factor, 50kDa (gene TAF7L). Gene Ontology annotation, biological process: transcription initiation at RNA polymerase II promoter; RNA polymerase II preinitiation complex assembly. Gene Ontology annotation, cellular component: transcription factor TFIID complex. Gene Ontology annotation, molecular function: RNA polymerase II general transcription initiation factor activity. The record is from RefSeq and is a predicted model, not a curated record. NCBI's taxonomy places the organism in Eukaryota, Metazoa, Chordata, Mammalia, Macroscelidea, Macroscelididae.